Messenger RNA from Desarmillaria tabescens, 831 nucleotides. RefSeq lists its product as uncharacterized. Lineage: Eukaryota; Fungi; Basidiomycota; Agaricomycetes; Agaricales; Physalacriaceae. Bases 1 to 831 code for a protein of 276 amino acids. The transcript has 6 exons. The record is from RefSeq and is a predicted model, not a curated record.
AUGGCCAACGGACCUCCUACUCCUCCACCUACCACCGAUAUCGAAAUACAGGACGCUGCGCGUGAGGAGGCGUCAGCAAAUGCCAAUGCCAAUGAACAAACAGCGAGCUCCUCGACCGAGACCGCCCCAGAACCUGCCCAACAGCAGCAAGCGCCAUCACGCCCACCACCUCCUCAGGAUGUCUUCCAACAGGCAUUCCAGAAGAUAGCGUCCCUAGCGUCAGCGAAGCAGUGGCAGGAACUUAUCUCUGUUGCAGAAAAUGCUGAUGUGUGGGGAGAUGACGAGAGCCCUGUGUCAAGACUGCUCGUCGUCGCGCCCCUUGCUCUGGGGUAUCUGAUAAUUGAUGACCUACCAGCGGCUCGCUUCGCGUUAACGCGCAUACAUCCACGGCUCCAGAAGCUUCCGAUAUCUAUCGCUUUAGCAGUACUUUUAGAAUCCUCUAUGGAGAGGAAGCAUGGAGAAGUAUAUGCGCGCGCUGAAGCACUGUACAACAUGACGAAAGAUACAGCCAACACACCGGAUCCACAGUUUCCUGGCGUGCUUUCAGAGAUGGUGCAGGCGUUUACUGAAUCCUUCCGGGAGAGAACAUUCAGGUUGCUGUCGAAGGCGUACACUGCUUUACCACUGGCGCUCGCUCAGACAUAUCUGGGCUUGACUUCGGAUCGUCUUCUUGCAGCUGCCGAAAGUAAUCACUGGAGGUACGAUGCUUCAACACAAGUUCUAAGUCCGACCGCCCCGACUGCUCCCAUGGAUGUUUCUUUGCCCGCAUCUUCGUCUUUGGCUGCAUUUGGUUUCAUCGCAGACAGCGUCGCUCAAGUGGAGAUCAUGUAA